CAGGUGAGUGGGAGGGGUAGGAAUGAUGACAUCAACAGUGAAGGAGGUGGGGCUCAGAGGUUAGUAGGUAAAACGCUAGUUCCUUAGAGAAGGCAACAAUUCCUCUGGAGCCUUCCUGUAGUCAUGGGAAAGAAACAAGAUGAGAUUUAUGGGAAAGCUGUCAAAUAUGAUCCUACUUUCAAAGGCCCCAUCAAGAACAGGAGUUGCACUGAUGUCAUCUGUUGUGUCCUCUUCCUGGUGUUCAUUGCAGGCUACAUUGUUGUGGGGAUUGUGGCCUGGUUAUAUGGAGAUCCUCGUCAACUUCUUUAUCCCAGGAACUCUACAGGAGCCUAUUGUGGGAUUGGAGAAAACAGAAAGAAGCCAUACCUCUAUUACUUCAAUAUCCUCAGUUGUAUCACGGCUACUAGUAUUGUUACAGCCACUAUGGAUGGACUUCAGUGCCCUACUACCCAGAUCUGUGUUUCUUCCUGCCCUGAUUCAUAUUGGAUGGUGAAUCCUGUUCAGAUGUCUCAGUCUGUGAAGGAUGUCUUCAAUUCAUCCAUGGUCUUCUGCCAGCCCAGUGUCAAUCCAGAAAUGGAAGUGAUUUCAAGUCUGCAACAGGAGCUCUGCCCUACUUUCCUCCUACCCUCUACUCCAGCUCUGGGCCGAUGUAUGCCUUCUAUCAAAUCUGAGAUUCCUCCUGACUCUCCAUUCAACAUGACCAAUAUCACUCAAGGCAUCAAUGGUCUCUUGGACACCCUUAAUGCCCGAGAAAUCAGCACCAAGAUUUUUGAAGAUAUUGCUCAGUCCUGGUACUGGAUCCUAAUUACCCUGGCUAUAUCUCUGGUCUUGAGCUUAUUGUUUUUGCUGUUACUUCGCCUUAUUGCGGGACCCCUGGUGUUGGUGCUGAUUUUGGGAGUGCUAGGAGUUCUUGCAUAUGGGAUCUACCACUGUUGGAGGGAAUACAAGAUACUUCGGGAUAGAGGAGCUAAGAUUUCCCAGCUGGGCUUUACCAUCAACCUUGCUGCCUACCAAGAUGUGCAAGAGACCUGGCUAGCUGCUUUGAUUAUGAUUUCCAUCCUGGAGGGGAUUCUUCUGCUGCUUUUGAUCUUCCUCAGACAAAGGAUCCGGAUAGCCAUUGCUCUCCUUGAGGAAGCCAGCAAGGCUGUGAAGCAGAUGACAUCCACCUUGUUUUUCCCAAUCCUGACUUUUGUCUUCCUGCUCAUAUGUGUGGCCUAUUGGGUUAUGACAACUCUGUAUCUGGCCACAUCUGGACAACCUCAGUAUGGAUGGUGGGUUUCCAAUGACAGUGAUGCAGACUGUCAAGAUAUCAUCAAUAAAACAUGUAAUCCCCUGGUCAAUUUCUCCAGCCAACUCAAUUUCUCCAUUGCCAAGUGUCCAGGUCUAAAUUGCCAGUUCCUAGGUUACUCCUCUUCUGGGCUAGUCCAGCGUUCACUAUUUAAUCUGCAGAUCUAUGGGAUCCUAGGAUUGCUUUGGACACUGAAUUGGGUUUUGGCCUUAGGGCAGUGUGUCCUGGCUGGAGCCUUUGCUUCCUUUUAUUGGGCCUUCAACAAGCCCCAAGAUAUCCCUUCCUAUCCUCUCAGUGCUGCUUUCUUCAGGACUCUCCGUUACCACACAGGGUCCCUGGCCUUUGGAGCCUUAAUCUUGACUGUGGUCCAGUUAGUGAGGAUUAUCUUGGAGUACUUGGACCACAAACUAAGAGGAGCCCAGAACUCCCUGACCCGAUGUCUUAUGUGUUGUCUCAAAUGCUGCUUUUGGUGUCUAGAGAAAUUCCUCAAAUUCUUAAACCGAAAUGCAUACAUCAUGAUUGCUAUUUAUGGGAAGAAUUUCUGUAUUUCUGCUAAAAAUGCCUUCAUGCUGCUCAUGAGAAACAUUAUUAGGGUAGUUGUCCUAGAUAAAGUGACAGAUUUGCUGCUCUUCUUUGGAAAACUGCUGGUGGUUUCAGGAGUUGGCAUCCUCUCUUUCUUUUUCUUCACUGGCCGAAUCCCAGCCCUGAAGGAGGAAUUUCGUUCUCCCAACCUCAAUUAUUUUUGGCUCCCAAUCAUGAUAUCCAUCCUUGGUGCUUAUGUCAUUGCUUCUGGCUUCUUCAGUGUCUUCAGUAUGUGUGUGGACACUCUUUUCCUCUGUUUCUUGGAAGACUUGGAGCGGAAUGACGGCUCCCUGACCAAGCCCUACUAUAUGCCCAAGAACCUCAUGAAGAUUCUGGGGAAGAAGAACGACAACACCUCCAAGGGAAAGAAGAAAAAGGCGAAAUAACCAAACCUUGCCUCAGAAGAUUCUCACUCCGGCUUCGGUCCCCAGUCCUCGCCUCUCCCCCCUUCCCAGUUCCCUAAGCUUCCAGAUACAGAUUUUGUAAUCUGCAGAGUUUAAUAAAAGCAUUUCCCUCCCACAAA
Antechinus flavipes (yellow-footed antechinus) is the source of this 2393-nucleotide messenger RNA. RefSeq names its product solute carrier family 44 member 4 (gene SLC44A4). Lineage: Eukaryota; Metazoa; Chordata; Mammalia; Dasyuromorphia; Dasyuridae. Gene Ontology annotation, molecular function: thiamine pyrophosphate transmembrane transporter activity. The transcript is spliced from 21 exons. Gene Ontology annotation, biological process: choline transport; thiamine pyrophosphate transmembrane transport. Bases 124 to 2256 code for a protein of 710 amino acids. The record is from RefSeq and is a predicted model, not a curated record. Gene Ontology annotation, cellular component: plasma membrane.